AUGUGGAUUCGGGAGCAUCUUUACUUCAAUGGUUUCAGUAAAAAUUAUUUGAAUUGGAUUUGGCAUGGUGAGGCUGCGGAGAAGGAUAGAUUAAAUUCGAGUGUCAACCAAGAGCCAACUGAUAAUUGUCAUGAUGAUUUUGAAACUGUUAAUUUGUGUGAGGCAGCGUAUGAUAACCAUACAAAAAAUCCAGAAGCAUUUAUGAAGUUUUUGGAGGAAGCAGAGAAGCCACUGUAUAAGGGAUGCAAACGUUACACAAAGUUGAGUGCACUUGUAAAAUUAUACAAUACCAAAGAAAGGCAUGGGAUGAGUGAUGCUCUAUUUUCAGAUCUACUAGCAGAUUUUGGGGACAUGCUGCCAGAUAACCACAAUCUGCCAUCGUCAAUUUAUGAAGCAAAGAAGACGUUGAGUUGUUUGGCUUUGAGUCUUGAAAAGAUUCAUGCUUGUUCCAAUGAUUGCAUCCUUUAUAGGAAACAAUAUAAAGACUGCGUAAGCUGCCCGAAAUGUGGCUUAUCAAGAUGGAAGCUAACCAAGAAAAAUGUUGAGAAGAAAGGUGUUCCUGCGAAAGUGGUUUGGUAUUUCCCUCCCAUACCAAGAUUUAAGCGCAUGUUUAAAUCUUUAGAAACUUCCAGAAAUUUAACAUGGCAUGCAGAUAGCACAAGAGUUGUUGGUCAGUUACGCCAUCCAGUUGAUUCACCGUCAUGGAAAUUGGUGGAUCAUAUGUGGCCCGACUUUGGAAGUGAGGCAAGAAAUAUUCGCCUGGCACUUGCAGCCGAUGGAAUUAAUCCUCACAACAAUCUUAGUAGUCGCUACAGUUGCUGGCCAAUCAUGCUGGCCACAUAUAAUUUGCCUCCAGACAUGUGCAUGAAAAGGAAAUUCAUCAUGCUAACGAUGCUCAUUUCAGGGCCGAAACAGCCUGCAAACGAUAUCGACGUCUACCUUGAGGUUCUGGUUGAUGAUUUGCAGCUCUUGUGGGAAGGAGUUGAUGGAUUUUAUGAUACUUAUCGAAGGGAGGUUUUCACUCUUAAAGCAGUUCUUUUAUGGACCAUCAACGACUUUCCUGCAUAUGGUAACCUUAGUGGAUGUACUACACAUGGUUAUUACGCAUGCCCAAUUUGUGGUGAGGAUACUUAUGCAAAGCACUUACCAAAUGGGAAGAAAAUGUCAUUUGCUGGGCAUAGACGAUUCCUACCACGAUUUCAUCCAUAUCAGAGGCAAAUAAAGGAGUUUAAUGGCAUGGAGGAACUUGGUGAAGCAGGUAGGCCAUUAUCUGGAAUUAAGUUGUUUGACAAGCUUUCAGACAUAACAUGUGAGUUUGGAAAGAAAACAAGUGGAAAAACCAAGGACAAUGUGGCAGCUAGGUUGGACAUGGUUCAGAUGGGAAUUAGGCCUCAAUUGGCUCCUAAAAUUGGUGAGAAAAGAACAUAUCUACCUUCUGCAGCAUGCUCAUUCACAAAAAAUGAGAGAUUACAAGUGGCUGCUGAAAUCGAUAGUUGCAAUGGUGGAAUGACAUCGUCAUUGAGAUGGCUGGCCCAUGGACCACGUGUGCGAGUCUUAAAGUGUGAUAGCUAUGUCAUAAAUGGCAAUUUAUACCAAACAAAAGAGCGGGAUGAUGAGAAAGUUUGUCAAAACAGUGGUGUUUCUCUACUUGCCAACACGAUGCUUGUUUGUAGUGCCAAAGAUAAGAAUCCCGUGUUAGAGAAUGUGACUUUUUAUGGAGUUAUUGAAGAGAUAUGGGAACUAGACUAUCAUCAAUUUCAAGUUCCUCUUUUCAAGUGCGCAUGGGUAUCAAAUGACAAAGGAAUAUAA
Zingiber officinale is the source of this 1809-nucleotide messenger RNA. RefSeq lists its product as uncharacterized. The transcript is spliced from 3 exons. Bases 1 to 1809 code for a protein of 602 amino acids. NCBI's taxonomy places the organism in Eukaryota, Viridiplantae, Streptophyta, Magnoliopsida, Zingiberales, Zingiberaceae. The record is from RefSeq and is a predicted model, not a curated record.